AUGCAGCUGGAAAUUGCGAGUCGUGCUAUCAAUAUGGCUCAAUUUGUGCAGGUAGUAUACCUGUCAGGCCACCUUCACCUUCCAGAGACGCUCUCUUCUUUAGCUGUUGCUAGUGCAUCGGACCGCAAUUUGCACCUGGCUUGGAAAUGGUGA
Messenger RNA from Colletotrichum costaricense, 153 nucleotides. RefSeq lists its product as uncharacterized. The record is from RefSeq and is a predicted model, not a curated record. The transcript has a single exon. Lineage: Eukaryota; Fungi; Ascomycota; Sordariomycetes; Glomerellales; Glomerellaceae. The coding region runs from base 1 to 153 and encodes 50 amino acids.